CAAAAAAUCGAAAUUCACAAUUCAUUUGAAAUCAAUUUUUGCUCCGAGAAGUCGUUUCGCACGUGCAGGGAUCCUAUUUUCCCAAAAAAAAAACAGCAUUUAAUAAAUAAAAUAUUUAGACUUAGCUACCUCAUUCCGAGUUCAAAACAAAAAACACCAUGAGUUCAAUCAAGAAACUAAUCCCCAUGCUAGAUCGCAUCCUCAUCAAACGUGCAGAGGCAAUUUCAACGACAAAGGGUGGAAUUCUGAUCCCUGAAAAAUCCCAAGCGAAAACCUUGGAGGGUUUGGUUAUUGCUGUUGGGCCUGGCGCCAGGAACACAAAUGGACAACACGUUUCAAUGGCCAUCAAGGAGGGAGACAAAGUUUUGCUGCCCGAGUUCGGAGGCACCAAGAUUGAACUUGAUGAUAAGAAAGAGUACAUUCUUUUCAGAGAGUCAGACAUUCUUGCUAAAAUCGAAUAAGUCCAGCUUCAUCAACUAUUAAGAGCAUGUUAACAUUCUGGCAAUUACUGCCAUUCUGUCGGAAUCCUGUCAUUUAAAAUUGUUAUGUUUUAGUUAACAAAAAAUAUAAAAAAAUCAUACAAGAA
Eupeodes corollae is the source of this 586-nucleotide messenger RNA. Its product is annotated as 10 kDa heat shock protein, mitochondrial-like. Gene Ontology annotation, molecular function: metal ion binding; protein folding chaperone; ATP binding. Lineage: Eukaryota; Metazoa; Arthropoda; Insecta; Diptera; Syrphidae. The coding region runs from base 159 to 461 and encodes 100 amino acids. The record is from RefSeq and is a predicted model, not a curated record. The transcript is spliced from 3 exons. Gene Ontology annotation, cellular component: mitochondrial matrix.